Molecule: messenger RNA, 2505 nt
Organism: Carassius carassius (crucian carp)
Lineage: Eukaryota; Metazoa; Chordata; Actinopteri; Cypriniformes; Cyprinidae
Product: retinol dehydrogenase 8-like
Exons: 7
Coding region: 235-1059 (274 amino acids)
Biological process (GO): estrogen biosynthetic process
Cellular component (GO): cytoplasm
Molecular function (GO): estradiol 17-beta-dehydrogenase [NAD(P)+] activity
Source: RefSeq, a predicted model, not a curated record
UUCACAGUGUCGCUCUCGUGCAGAACUCACGCUCUCCGGCUGAAAGGAGUUUAUGGAUGAUAAGAUCGAGGUCUGUCAACAGAACACAGUUUCAGAUGAAAAAUUAUCAUUGAAUGAAAGUUAUGGGGACGCGAAAAGUUUUGGUGACAGGAUGCUCCUCUGGAAUUGGUUUGGCGGUGGCUGUCCGUCUCGCAAAAGAUGAAUUAAAGCGCUUCAAGGUUAGUUGUGGCCACAAUGAGGGACCUGGAUAGGAGAGAAGCUCUGGAGAGAGCAGCUGGAGAAAGCCUCAACAGAUCCCUGGAGAUCCGACAGCUGGAUGCCACCUGUGAGGACUCCAUCAGAGAGUGUGUCAACAGCUUGUCAGAUCGACGAGUGGAUGUGUUAGUGAAUAAUGCCGGUGUGGGUAUGAUUGGUCCUUUGGAGUGUCAGAGUGUAAGUGAUAUGCAGGAACUCUUCAACACUAACUUCUUUGGCCUGGUGAGACUGGUGAAGGAACUGCUGCCUGACAUGAAGCAGCGUCAGAGUGGACACAUCGUAGUGAUGAGCAGCGUCAUGGGCAUCCAGGGACUACUUUUUAAUGAUGUAUAUGCUGCCUCUAAGUUUGCUGUAGAGGGGUUUUGUGAGAGUCUUGCUGUGCAAGCUAUGAAGUUUAAUGUCAAGAUGACGUUAGUGGAGCCAGGCCCAGUUGUAACUGAGUUUGAGAAGAAAGUGUAUGAAGAGGCAGAGAAGAUGGAUCUGUCAGAGACUGAUGAGGAAACGGCUCGCAUCUUCCGUCAGAUCUACCUGCCAUAUUCACGUAAAAUUUUUAACUCCAUCGGGCAGACACCUGAGGACGUGGCAGAGCAAACUCUCCAGCUGAUUGGGUCCAAGAACCCUCCAUUUCGUCAUCAGACCAAUCGUUUGUACAUGCCACUGACUGCCAUGAAGCAUGCUGACCCUACAGGGCAACUACCCAUAGAUGCAUUCUAUAAAAUGAUCUUCCAGCAUGACCGUAUGUUCAAUGCUACUCUGAGUAUUCUACGCAUACUUCACAAGAGAAUGGGUCAAGGUGCUGCCUAAAAAGCUCUCAGAGGAUUUUGAUGGAGAAAACCAAUUCAGAAACAUCCCAGAGAUCAUUUCAUGGCCAAAAAAUGGGUCCCUGCUCAAUGCAAAUAAUAAAAUGCAACAAACCACAGUUAGUAUAGCAACAGUUUUGCUACUGUGGUCGGUACUUGAUGUCGAAUAUAAAGUCCGGAUUCUGACUUUAACCUUAUGACAGUAAUCAUGAUCAAAUACAUAAUGUUUAGUUGCAAAUUGCAGUGUGUAAAAGCUCUAGUGCCCUUUUCAUGGUGACAUGGGUUUUUAACAGUCAAGGGGCUGUAUGUACAGUAGAAAUUCUGAAAAACUUCCACUGGUGGCCGUUAAGUGAACUGCAACCAGCAACUUAGUUAAAUUCAGUGCCCCGAUAUACUCGUGGCAAAGUUCUUUUUGUUUUUAUCUAGUACAAAGGUAGUCUCCCGUAACCAGACCUUCAGACUGACGGUUGAAGGUCUGGAAUCCAUGGUUUAACCGACAUGUCAAACAAACAAUCACAUUUCGUUUUGAUCAGCGUCACGUUCCGGGGCGUGGAAAUGUCGCCACAAUAACAGACCGGUAUGUAAAACACUCGGAUGUAUUUGAAAGAUUCUAUGCCGUGAACUUUAAAUAUUUAGCAGUCUUUUGAAACUUUAGUGUUUAGAUGAUCCUAAUAAGCGCUCGUCGUCACAGUUGUAAACACUACGGCUUUCUUCAUCCGUGAGGGGGUUUGGCGCCAUGGAAUCUUUGUUUCCAGACAGACCGUUAAAGAACGCGUCACACACGUCUCCCAGAAAUCCUGUAUAAUUCAACCAGUCUGAUGAUGACUUUAAUACUCCUGAAGUAUUUUCACUUUUGUGUCCCAUAUCCAUCAGACGUUUAGCCAACAGUCCAUGGGCAUGAAGUCUGAGGCUGAGACUAGUACAAAGGCAGCUGCCAGCACAAACAUGCCACCGGAAGUGCCGCUGCCGCGAUUAGCGCUUGCACAUUCCUUGCAAAAAUAAACACACAACAAAUAUGACAGCAGUGAGAAAGCAGCAGUUAAGAAAGCAUCUGAUCAUAGCGAUGUGGAUAUGUUUGCAGCAGUUCUGCAUUAACGACAGGAGAAGUAAUUAAAAUUACACUGUUAUGUUGUUUGAUACAGAUGUAUGUUUAGAUCUGGAUAUGGGAGACUAUUUUGAAUUAUUUUGAAUUCUCCUUUUUUCCGCGACACAUUCAUGUUACAGACAGUACAGUAUUAAACAAUAUGUAAGCAUAUGUUUCUUGUGUUAUAGAACGGAAGAGAGGCUCUCGGGAUUGCGUGAAAAGUCCAAAAACGUCCUUCACAUAAAAAUCAGUCUAUAGGCUUUCAAAAGCCUGAUUCAGCCAGUCAUGUGACAGGCCAGGUGAGCAACUCAUUCCUGGGUUCAUAGGGUCACUAAACUCUCCACUGUGAAUAAAUCGCCAUCCGAA